This is a messenger RNA of Globicephala melas (long-finned pilot whale), 9390 nucleotides long. NCBI's taxonomy places the organism in Eukaryota, Metazoa, Chordata, Mammalia, Artiodactyla, Delphinidae. The record is from RefSeq and is a predicted model, not a curated record.
AUGCUCGGGCCCCAGCUGCUGCUGCUUCUCUCCUGCGGGGGUGCCCUGCUCAGCGCCGGUCUGGACGACAGCUCCUUGGUGCCCCCAGGCCUCCGGAGGCUGAAGGACUCCCCGCAGACAGCUCCAGACAGGGGCUGGUGCUCCACGUGGGGGCCCGGCCACUUCACCACCUUCGACGGCCACACGUAUGACUUCUCGGGGACCUGCAACUACAUCUUUGCGGCCAUGUGCAAGGAUGCCUCGUCCACGUUCAGCGUGCAGCUACGGCGAGGGCCGAGCGGGAACAUCUCCCGGGUCAUCGUGGAGCUGGGGGCCUCUGUGGUCACUGUGCAGAAGGCGGUCAUCUCCGUCAAGGAUGUGGGGGUCGUCAGCCUGCCCUACACCAGCAACGGGCUCCAGAUCACACCCUUUGGCCAGAGCGUGCGGCUGGUGGCCAAGCAGCUGGAGCUGGAGCUGGUGGUCAUGUGGGGUCCGGGCGCCCACCUCAUGGUCCUGGUGGAGAAGCAGCACAUGGGCAAGGUGUGUGGGCUGUGUGGGAACUUCGACGGCGAGAAGGCCAAUGAGUUUCUGAGCGAGGACGGGCAACUCCUGGAACCCCCCAAGUACGCCGCCCUCCAGAAGCUGGAUGACCCCAACGAGAUCUGUGCCUAUGAGGCCAUCCCCAGCCCCCGGGUCCCGCAGGCAGAGAACGCCCAGACCUGCAUCCAGUUGCUGACCCUGGUGUCCCGCGAGUGCAACGUGCCCAAGGAGCCCUUCCUGCUGAGCUGCCAGGCGGACAUGGCCACGUGUGCCCAGCCCGGCCAGCACCACUGCAGCUGUGCCACGCUAUCUGAGUACUCGCGCCAGUGCAGCAUGGCCGGCCAGCCCGUCAACAGCUGGCGGGGCCCUGGCCUCUGUUCUGUGGGCCAGUGCCCAGCCAACCAGGUGUACCGGGAGUGCGGCGAGACCUGCGUGCAGACCUGCUCCAACCCGCGGCGCAGCUGCUCCGGCUUCUGCACCUUCGGCUGCUUCUGCCCGGAAGGUAUGGUUCUGGACGACAUCUCCAAAAACCACAGCUGCGUGCCUGUCCCCCAGUGCCCCUGCAUGCUCAGCGGGGUAGUCUUCGCCCCUGGGGAGGUCACGACAGCCGCCUGCCAGAACUGCCGGUGCUCUGGGGGCCGCUGGGAGUGCGUGGAGCAGCCCUGCCCCAGGCGCUGUGCCCUGGAGGGCGGCUCCUUCGUCACCACAUUCGACGCCAGGCCCUACCGCUUCCACGGCACCUGCACCUACAUCCUCCUCCAGAGCCCCCAGCUCCCCGACGGGGGCUCGCUCAUGGCCGUGUACGACAAGUCUGGGUACUCGCACUCGGAGACAUCGCUGGUCGCUGUCAUCUACGUGUCCAGCCAGGACAAAAUUGUGAUUUCUCAGGACGAGGUGAUCACCAACAACGGGGACACCAAGCGGCUGCCGUAUGAGACUCGCAACAUCACGGUCUUCAGGCAGACAUCCACCCACUUGCAAAUGGUCACCACCUUCGGGCUGGAGCUCGUGAUCCAGCUGUGGCCGUUGUUCCAGGUGUACAUCACUGCCGGGCCCCAGUUCAGAGGCCAGACCAGAGGGCUCUGCGGCAACUUCAACGGGGACACGACAGACGACUUCACGACCAGCAUGGGCAUCACAGAGGGCACCGCCUCGCUCUUCGUGGACUCCUGGCGGGCAGGGAACUGCCCAGCCGCGCGCGAGCGUGAGACCGACCCAUGCUCCAUGAGCCAGCUCAACAAGGUGUGCGCGGAGACCCACUGCGCGGUGCUGGUGAAGAAGGGCACGGUGUUCGAGAGGUGCCACGCCGCCGUGGACCCCAAGCCCUUCUACAAGAGGUGCGUGUACCAGGCCUGCAACUACGAGGAGACCUUCCCGCACAUCUGCGCCGCCCUGGGCGACUACGCCCUCACGUGCACCUCACGGGGCGUCCUGCUCCCGGGCUGGAGGAGCAGCGUGGACAACUGCAGCACCCCUUGCACAGGCAACCAGACGUUCAGCUACAACAGCCAGGCCUGUGACCGCACGUGCCUGUCUCUGUCCGACCGCGAGGUCGAGUGCCACCCCAGCGCCGUGCCCGUGGACGGCUGCAACUGCCCCGAGGGCACCUACCUGAACCACAAGGCUGAGUGCGUGCGUGAGGCCCAGUGUCCCUGCCUCCUGGACAGCUCCAAGUUCAUCCUGGCCGACCAGUCCACCAUGGUCAAUGGCGUCAUCUGCUACUGCGUCAACGGGCGGCUGAGCUGCCCGGCACAGCCUCAGAUGCUCUUGGCAACCUGCUCGGCCCCCAAGACGUUCCAGUCCUGCAGCCAGUCCUCGGAGGACGAGUUCGGGGCAGCCUGCGCUCCCACCUGCCAGAUGCUAGCCACCGGCACCCCCUGUGUGCCCACCAAGUGUGAGCCUGGCUGUGUCUGUGCCAAGGGGCUCUACGAGAGCGCCAGCGGACAGUGCGUGCCCCCCGAGGAGUGCCCGUGCGAGUCUGCAGGCGUCUCCUAUCCCCAGGGCGCCGAGCUCCACACGGACUGCAAGAGCUGCAUCUGCUCUAGGGGGACGUGGGCGUGCCAGCAGAGUGCCCACUGCCCAUCCACCUGCACCCUCUACGGGGAGGGCCACGUGGUCACCUUCGAUGGGCAGCGCUUCGUGUUUGAUGGCAACUGCGAGUACAUCCUGGCCACAGACGGCUGCGGUGCCAGCGACUCGCAGCCCACCUUCAAGAUCCUUACAGAGAAUGUCGUGUGUGGGAAGUCGGGCGUCACCUGCUCACGGGCCAUCAAGAUCUUCCUGGGGGGCCUGUCCAUCGUGCUGGCGGAUGGGAACUACACAGUGAGCGGGGAGGACCCCGGUGUGCACUUCCGGGUCAAGGCCGGCUCCCUGCACCUGGUGCUGGACGCCACCGUCAGCAGCACGUACAACCUGACCCUCAUCUGGAACAAGCACAUGACCGUCUUCAUCAAGAUCGCCCGUGCCUCCCAGGACGCCCUCUGCGGCUUGUGCGGCAACUACAACGGGAACAUGAAGGACGACUUCCAGACACGCAGCAAGUACCUGGCGUCCAGCGAGCUGGAGUUCGUGAACUCCUGGAAGGAGAGCCCGCUGUGCGGGGACACCACCUUCACGCAGGACCCCUGCAGCCUCAACGCCUUCCGUCGCUCCUGGGCUGAGCGCAAGUGCAGCAUCAUCAACAGCCAGACCUUCGCCGCCUGCCAUGGCCAGGUGUACCGCCUGCCUUACUAUGAGGCCUGCGUGCGCGACACGUGUGGGUGUGACACCGGCGGGGACUGCGAGUGCCUGUGUGACGCUGUGGCCGCCUACGCCAAGGCCUGCGUGGACAAGGGCGUGUGCGUGGACUGGCGGUCCCCAGACUUCUGCCCCAUCUACUGCGACUUCUACAACACCCACACGCAGGUGGGCGGCGGCACGUACCAGCACGCCCAGGAGGCCAGCUGCACAUGGCACUACCAGCCGUGCCUCUGCCCCGCGCUGCUGCAGAGCUUCCCGGGGCCCAACAUCGAAGGCUGCUACAACUGCUCCCAGAACGAGUACUUCGAUCACGACAAGGGGAUGUGCUUGCCGUGCAGUAAGCUCACAGCUCCCUACCCCACAACAACAGCAUGUGUGCCACACUCAGGCUCCCACAGCACGGAAACCCGGCCCACCACAGCCGCAGCCAGCACCACAGUGACCCCCAGCACCACUGCGCUGAGCUCCACCAGACCCUCGCCAAGCUCCCCGGCCACACCUGAGGCCCCGACCCGGACACCCAGCCUUCCGGCCACGCCAACGGCCACAGCCACAGCCCCCACCACCCAGACACAACCAACAGUCCCCUCAGGAGAUUCACCUCAAACCACCUCCACCGUCACCACACGGGCCACAUCGGCGCCGACCACCACGGCCACUCGAAGGCCAACAGCCACGGCACCCACCGUGACCCAAGCCACAACACAGCCCACAGGAUCCUCCCACGACACAGCCACGCGGUCCACAGCUCGGUCCACGGCGCGAACCACAGCAGCCCCACCAACCCCAGCAACAUCAGGGACCUCCACAGUGUCCCCCGCAAACGCUUCCCCCCAACGUGUCAACAUCUGCCACCUCCUUGGUGGCUCCAACCUCUCACCGAGUCACCACAUCAACGGAGCCCCAUGCUACCUCCUCCGGCCCAAAGCCAACUGGCACCCCACCCACAUCGACACACAUCCCUGUCACAAAAACAGAGCCUACACCCACAGCCCCGCCACCGACCAAGACCACAACAGGGACCGCCACACCCACAGCCCCGCCACCGACCAAGACCACAACAGAGACCACCACACCCACAGCCACACCACUGACAAAGACCACAACAGAGACCACCACACCCAGAACACCACCACUGACAAAGACCACAACAGAGACCACCGCACCCACAGGGCCACCACUGACCAAGACCACAACAGAGACCAGCACACCCAGAACAUCACCACUGACAAAGACCACAACAGAGACGACCACACCCAGAACACCACCACUGACAAAUACCACAACAGAGACCACCACACCCAGAACACCACCACUGACAAAGACCACAACAGAGACCACCACACCAACAGCCACACCACUGACAAAGACCACAACAGGGGCCACCACACCCACAACCUUGCCACUGACAAAGACAACAACAGAGACCACCACACCCCCAGCCCCGCCACUGACAAAGACCACAACAGAGACCACCACACCCACAACCCUGCCACUGACAAAGAACACAGCACGGACCCCCACACCCACAGCCCCGCCACUGACAAAGACAACAGCACGGACCACCACACCCACAGCCCCGCCACUGACAAAGACAACAACAGAGACCGCCACACCCACAGCCCCGCCACUGACAAAGACCACAACAGGGACCACCACACCCAGAACAUCACCACUGACAAAGACCACAACAGAGACCACCACACCCAGAACAUCACCACUGACAAAGACCACAACAGGGACCACCACACCCAGAACACCACCACUGAAAAAGACCACAACAGGGACCACCACACCCAGAACACCACCACUGACAAAGACAACAGGGACCGCCACACCCACAGCCCCACAACUGACAAAGACCACAACAGAGACUGCCACACCCACAGCCACACCACUGACAAAGACCACAACAGGGACCACCACACCCACAACCCUGCCACUGACAAAGACAACAGAGACCACCACACCCACAGCCCCGCCACUGACAAAGACCACAACAGAGACCACCACACCCACAACCCCGCCACUGACAAAGACAACAACAGGGACCACCACACCCACAACCCCGCCACUGACAAAGACAACAGCACGGACCACCACACCCACAGCCCCGCCACUGACAAAGACAACAACAGAGACCGCCACACCCACAGCCCCGCCACUGACAAAGACCACAACAGGGACCACCACACCCAGAACAUCACCACUGACAAAGACCACAACAGAGACCACCACACCCACAACCACAACAAGGACCUCCACACCCACAACCCUGCCACUGACAAAGAACACAGCAUGGACCACCACACCCACAGCCCCGCCACUGACAAAGACAACAACAGAGACCGCCACACCCACAGCCCCGCCACUGACAAAAACCACAACAGGGACCACCACAUCCAGAACACCACCACUGACAAAGACAACAGAGACCACCACACCCACAGCCACACCACUGACAAAGACAACAGAGACCACCACACCCACAGCCACAACACUGACAAAGACAACAGAGACCACCACACCCACAGCCACAACACUGACAAAGACAACAGAGACCACCACACCCACAGCCCCACCACUGACAAAGACAACAGAGACCACCACACCCACAGCCACAACACUGACAAAGACAACAGAGACCACCACACCCACAGCCACACCACUGACAAAGACAACAACAGAGACCACCACACCCACAGCCACACCACUGACACAGACCUCAACAGGGACCACCACACCCACAACCCUGCCACUGACAAAGACCACAACAGGGACCACCACACCCAGAACAUCACCACUGACAAAGACCACAACAGAGACCACCACACCCACAGCCACACCACUGACAAAUACCACAACAGAGACCACCACACCCACAGCCACAUCACUGACAAAGACAACAGGGACCACCACACCCAGAACAUCAUCACUCACAAAGACCACAACAGAGACCACCACACCCACAGCCACAACACUGACAAAGACCACAACAGGGACCACCACACCCAGAACCUCGCCACUGACAAAGACCACAACAGAGACCAGCACACCCACAGCCCCGCCACUGACAAAGACCACAACAGAGACCGCCACACCCACAGCUCCACCACUGACAAAGACCACAACAGGGACCACCACACCCACAAGCCUGCCACUGACAAAAACAGGGACCGCCACAACCACAACCACCACACCCACAACCCUGCCACUGACAAAGACCACAACAGGGACCGCCACACCCACAGCCACACCACGGACAAAGACCACAACAGUGACCGCCAUACCCACAGCUCUGCCACUCACAAAGACCCCAACAGGGACCACCACACCCACAACCCUGCCACUGACAAAGACCACAACAGGGACCGCCACACCCACAGCACCGCCACUGACAAAGGCCACAACAGAGAUCGCCACACCCACAGCUCCGCCACUGACAAAGACCACAACAGAGACCAGCACACCCACAGCCACACCACUGACAAAGACCACAAGAGGGACCACCACACCCACAACCCUGCCACUGACAAAGAACACAGCACGGACCGCCACACCCACAGCCCCGCCACUGACAAAGACCACAACAGAGACCAGCACACCCACAGCCACACCACUGACAAAGACCACAACAGGGACCACCACACCCACAACCCUGCCACUGACAAAGACCACAACAGGGACCACCACACCCACAACCCUGCCACUGACAAAGACCACAACAGGGACCACCACACCCACAACCCUGCCACUGACAAAGACCACAACAGGGACCACCACACCCACAACCCUGCCACUGACAAAGACCACAACAGGGACCGCCACACCCACAACCCUGCCACUGACAAAGACCACAACAGGGACCACCACACCCACAACCCUGCCACUGACAAAGAACACAGCACGGACCGCCACACCCACAGCCCCACCACUGACAAAGACCACAACACAGACCACCACACCCACAGCCACACCACUGACAAAGACAACAGGGACCACCACACCCAGAACACCACCACUCACAAAGACCACAACAGAGACCACCACACCCACAGCCACAACACUGACAAAGACCACAACAGGGACCACCACACCCAGAACCUCGCCACUGACAAAGACCACAACAGGGACUGCCACACCCACAGCCCCACCACUGACAAAGACCACAACAGGGACCACCACACCCACAACCCUGCCACUGACAAAGAACACAGCACGGACCACCACACCCACAGCCCCGCCACUGACAAAGACCACAACAGAGACCACCACACCCACAGCCACACCACUGACAAAGACAACAGGGACCACCACACCCAGAACACCACCACUCACAAAGACCACAACAGGGACCGCCACACCCACAGCCCUGCCACUGACAAAGACCACAACAGGGACCACCACACCCACAACCCUGCCACUGACAAAGAACACAGCAUGGACCGCCACACCCACAGCCCCGCCACUGACAAAGACCACAACAGAGACCAGCACACCCACAGCCACACCACUGACAAAGACCACAACAGGGACUGCCACACCCACAGCCCUGCCACUGACAAAGACCACAACAGAGACCACCACACCCACAGCCACACCACUGACAAAGACAACAGGGACCACCACACCCAGAACACCACCACUCACAAAGACCACAACAGAGACCACCACACCCACAACCACAACAGGGACCGCCACACCCACAACCCUGCCACUGACAAAGACCACAACAGGGACCGCCACACCCACAACCCUGCCACUGACAAAGACCACAACAGGGACCACCACACCCACAACCCCGCCACUGACAAAGAACACAGCACGGACCACCACACCCACAGCCACACCACUGACAAAGACAACAGGGACCACCACACCCAGAACACCACCACUCACAAAGACCACAACAGAGACCACCACACCCACAGCCACAACACUGACAAAGACCACAACAGGGACCACCACACCCAGAACCCCGCCACUGACAAAGACCACAACAGGGACCUCCACACCCAGAACCCCGCCACUGACAAAGACCACAACAGAGACUGCCGCACCCACAGCCCGGCCACUGACCAAGACCACAACAGGGACUGCCGCACCCACCACCCUGCCACUGACAGAGACCACAACAGGGACCGCCACACCCAGAACCCCGCCACUGACAAAGAACACAAGAGGGACCACCACACCCACAGCCCCACCACUGACAACGACCACAACAGCACCUCCACUCUCUCCUCCCUGCCCGCUACUUCCUCUCUUCCUUCUCACGUGUCCUCACACACCACUCCUCCUUUUAUAUCAUAUUCCCCAUCACCUUCAGCAGUUUCCACUUCACAGAGCAUCCCAACCGCUAGUUCAGCUCCGCACAGCCCUUCCCCCUCUGCACCCGUGACCAUAUCACAUACAGCCCCCCUGUCUGCCAGCCGCUUUUCCCCAGCCACCAUCGUGUCCGUCAGGCCCUCCCUCUCACCCCCAUCCUCUCCCACGCUGUCCCCUCUCCCCACUCCCAGUACCAUGGUCCUGUCUACAUCCCAGACCACACCCAGCAAGCCCACCUCCUCAGCUCUGUCCUCUCGGUCCACUACCUCAAAGUCCACCUCUCUCACGACCCGAGCCCCCACGCAGGGCCUCCUGUCUUCCACCCUGGGAGUGACAGCCAUCCCAAGUUCCCCAGCCACCAACCUCACCACCAGACAGCCAAGUACCACCGGGCUGCCGGCCAGCGUAUUCCUGACCGGCUCCAUCACUGCGCAUGGCAGCUCCUCCUUUCCCACUGCCGGGUCCUCUUCCACCAGGGGCCAGUCCAUCUCCUCUCGCGUCACAUCUCUGCCCAGCUCUCCAGGGACCUGCCGCGUGAGCGAGUUUGAGGAAGAGGUCACUUACCAGGGGUGCACGGCCAACGUGACGGUGACCCGCUGCGAGGGCAUAUGCGCCUCCUCGGCCAGCUUCAACACUGACACCAUGCAAGUGGACACCAAGUGUAGCUGCUGCCACCCCCUCAGCUCCCAUGAGAAGCAGCUCGUGCUGCCCUGCCCAGACCCCAGGGUGAGGGGACGGCGGCUGACGCUGACGCUACAGGUAUUCAGCAGCUGCACGUGCCGCUCCCAGCGCUGCGGAGACUAG